AUGUGCAACGAUCCCUUAACUAUUUCUAGAAUCGCCGGAAUUUUUAAUUCAAAUAUGGUCACGUGCCAUUUAUUCUCAUAUAAAAAUGAUCAAUUUUGUGGUUUCUUAGUAAUCGUAAAUCAUAAAAUGUCUUUAAACACGUCAACUACUUACAACUUUAGUGUUGACUUUAGCCCUACAACUGACGCAGAUGAACUUUUCAUUAAGCACAGCAUUCCCGAGCUUAGGGCUCUCGAGAAGAGAACAAGGUCCGAUAUCGAGAAAAAGAAGCAAGAGUUGCGACUUAUGGUCGG
This is a messenger RNA of Funneliformis caledonium, 293 nucleotides long. Lineage: Eukaryota; Fungi; Glomeromycota; Glomeromycetes; Glomerales; Glomeraceae. The record is from the annotation of a GenBank genome assembly.